AUGGAUUAAAAGAAGGACAUUAUUCUCAAGAAAAUUGCUGAGAACGAGGAAACCACAAUUUAAAAGUUACCCCCUCAGAUUAGACUGGCCAUCCCUUUGAAACACAAAGUCCAAUGUGGUGGAGGCACAUUUGAAAUUUACACUCAUUAUGAGUUAUAGCGUAAUAUUGGAAAUGGAGCCUUUGGCUUUGUUUGUUCAGGGAAGGACAAAUUGAAUAACAUAGACGUCGCCAUCAAGAAAAUUGCAAUGGUUUUCAGAGAUUUGCUGGAUGCAAAAAAGGUGCUAAGAGAAAUAAAACUAUUGAAGUUCUUCGAUAAUCCCAACAUCGUUAAAUUGCUAGACAUCAUUAUCCCUGAUGAGUAGGACACCUACAAGGAUUUGUAUUUGGUGUUUCAACUAAUGCACCUGGAUUUGGAAAAAGUCAUUCAAUCUCCCUAACCUUUGACUGAUAAGAAGAUCAAUUGGUGCAUGUAUCAGAUCAUCAGUGGUUUAUAUUAUAUGCAUUCAGCCAACAUCAUCCAUAGAGAUCUCAAACCCAAUAACAUAUUUAUAAAUGCGAAUUGCCAUAUAAAAAUAGGGGAUUUGAAUUUAGCUCGAAAAUAAGUAUUAGAGAAUGCUUCAAUUCAAACUGAUUAUGUCGUACAGAGAUGGUAUCGAGCUCCUGAGGUUUUGCUGUCCUCCAGUGAAUAUACCAAAGCAAUAGACAUCUGGUCUUUGGGUUGCAUUUUGGGAGAACUAUUAGGCAGAACUAUUUUGUUUAAGGGCAUGCAUCAUUAAGAAUAAAUUGAAAAAAUAGUGGCAGUCCUUGGCAAACCCAAAUAGGAAGAUCUGCCUUAUGAAAUUGAUGAAUAGUCUACUGAAUUCCUAUAGCAAUUGCCAGAAAGAGAAGCCAUCAAAUGGGCAGACUUUUUUCCCUUCGCCUCUCCUCUGGCUCUGGAUUUGUUGGAACAUAUGUUAGUCUACAAUCCGAAUAAACGCUUUACAAUCUAACAGUGCAUCGAGCAUCCAUACUUUAAGCAACAAUACAUCGACCAUCCACCCCAGAUUUGCAAGGAAUCCUUCGAUUGGUCUUUCGAUGAUAUUGAACUUAAGGAACAAGCCUUGCGAAAAGCUCUGUAUUAAGAGGCACUUGAGUUCUUAAAGCCAAAAAAAUGA
Messenger RNA from Paramecium tetraurelia, 1155 nucleotides. RefSeq lists its product as uncharacterized. The transcript is spliced from 4 exons. NCBI's taxonomy places the organism in Eukaryota, Ciliophora, Oligohymenophorea, Peniculida, Parameciidae. The record is from RefSeq and is a predicted model, not a curated record. Gene Ontology annotation, molecular function: ATP binding; MAP kinase activity. Gene Ontology annotation, cellular component: nucleus; cytoplasm. Gene Ontology annotation, biological process: intracellular signal transduction; protein phosphorylation.